Molecule: messenger RNA, 1314 nt
Organism: Erigeron canadensis
Lineage: Eukaryota; Viridiplantae; Streptophyta; Magnoliopsida; Asterales; Asteraceae
Product: protein ABIL2-like
Exons: 10
Coding region: 178-1134 (318 amino acids)
Source: RefSeq, a predicted model, not a curated record
UUUUAGAAAACACCACAUUAUUCUUUACUAAAUGUACCCUUUUCUAUAUAUACUGUAUAUUUUUGAAUUCCAUUAUAAUAUUAUUAUUGAUAAAGUGUGACAGAAGGUUAUAUAUACAAGAGACAUUGUUGCCAGUUCUAAUCCCAAUUAUCAGGAAGUCCAGACUGUUUUCUUUCAAUGGAGACGCUAACCUCGUCAACUAACUAUGAUGAGAUUGCAAUGCAGCAAAGCUUGCUAUUUUCCGACAGUCUCAAGGAUUUGAAAAAUCUGAGAAAACAAUUGUAUGCGGCUGCUGAAUACUUUGAAUUAUCUUACACUAAUGAUGACCAAAAACAAUUAGUGGUCGAGACGUUAAAAGAUUAUGCUGUCAAAGCUCUUGUCAACACAGUUGAUCAUUUGGGGGCAGUUUCGUGUAAAGUUAAUGACCUAUUAGGAGAAAAAGUGAAUGAAGUUUCAGAAACAGAGCUUCGAGUAUCAUGUAUACAACAGAGAUUAAGUAUAUGUCAGGGAUGUUUUGAUCACGAAGGUCUCGCUCAGCAGUCCUCAUUGAUAAAUACUCCCAAGCAUCAUAAAAGAUAUAUCUUGCCUGUCGGAGAGACAAUCCAAGGUGGUAUUCGAACUAAAUCAAAGUACCAAGGAUGUAGUUUGGAGGAUGAAGAUAACUGGCAUGAAUUUAAGAAUGCUGUUCGGGCUACAAUCAAAGAAACCCCGCCAUCUUCGUUCAGAAAAGGGCGAUCCCCAUCUCCUUCUCCACGAGCUUCCCAACAACCUGGAUCGUUUGCUUUCACUGGUGCAGUGACCAGAAAAGAUUUAGAGAAAAGAUCGGUAUCACCACGGAGAUUUUCUCUUUUGCGUACGGGGUCACUGUCAAGUAGGCCAACCACCCCCAACUCGAGAUCAAAUUCACGACCCACUACUCCCAAUCCCAGUAGGCCGACAACUCCAAACUCAAUUGGCCGACAAAGGCUUUCAGAGUCCCGAAAAUCAGCUUCAAUGCGUAUGCCCACUGCUCGAGACACAUACAAAGACACAGACCAGAUACCAAGCAAAAGUAAACGUUUGCUUAAAGCAUUGCUUAGUAAACGCAAGUCUAAGAAAGAUGACACACUCUACACUUUUUUGGAUGAAUACUGAAUCUCAUUUAUCAGCCGGUGCAGAAUGCCCCAAAAGCUUCUUUGUGAUUAGCCAUGUGCUUAUUUUCUUUUUGAUUAAGCAGCAGUUAAGACUGUCUUCUUACUGCUCAUAUGCUUUACCGCUGUAAAUUUGAACAUUGGCUUUCAAACUGUGAUCAUUAUAUAUCAGUCUUUAUCAUUA